AUCUUCAAAGCUCGCCCCUCUUGUUGCGCUCCAUCGCACUUACAGAGAGAGAGGGGCAGCCGAGCUAAACCAGCACUCCAAAAAUGGUGCAGCGGCUCACGUACCGGAAGCGUCACAGCUACGCCACCAAGUCCAACCAGCACCGCAUCGUCAAAACCCCCGGUGGGAAAUUGAUCUAUCAGACCACCAAGAAAAGAGCCAGCGGCCCCAAAUGCCCUGUUACUGGCAAGAGAAUCCAAGGGAUUCCUCACUUGAGACCGGCUGAGUACAAGCGGUCUAGACUAUCUAGGAACCGCAGGACUGUGAACCGGGCCUAUGGUGGUGUAUUGUCCGGAGGUGCUGUUAGGGAGAGGAUCAUUAGGGCUUUCUUGGUGGAAGAGCAGAAAAUUGUCAAGAAGGUUUUGAAGAUCCAAAAGGCCAAGGAAAAGCAGGCGGAGAAAGGAGCUAGGAGCUAAACGAGGCGAGAAUCGAUAGUCUUUUGAUCGAAGUAUAAGAAAUGGUUGAGCGAGAUUUUGUCGUUAGGUUUUGUUGAUUGAUGAAUUUGGAUCUUAGAUUGGAAUGCUUUUAUUGAUAUGUGCUACUCGGUUAAUUUCGUUUCAAUGACAAACCAAUUGCCUGUUUCGUUUGUGAUAA
Molecule: messenger RNA, 633 nt
Organism: Pyrus x bretschneideri (Chinese white pear)
Lineage: Eukaryota; Viridiplantae; Streptophyta; Magnoliopsida; Rosales; Rosaceae
Product: 60S ribosomal protein L34
Exons: 4
Coding region: 84-455 (123 amino acids)
Biological process (GO): ribosome biogenesis; translation
Cellular component (GO): cytosolic large ribosomal subunit; ribosome
Molecular function (GO): structural constituent of ribosome
Source: RefSeq, a predicted model, not a curated record